Messenger RNA from Scophthalmus maximus (turbot), 1856 nucleotides. RefSeq lists its product as uncharacterized. The transcript has 8 exons. NCBI's taxonomy places the organism in Eukaryota, Metazoa, Chordata, Actinopteri, Pleuronectiformes, Scophthalmidae. Bases 170 to 1528 code for a protein of 452 amino acids. The record is from RefSeq and is a predicted model, not a curated record.
CAAACCGUCAGCCACAGGUGAAAGUGAUGAAGCUGUGAUGAGAGUGGGACACGGUCUCCGGCUCCAAACCAAAAGAAAAGCGAGGAGGGAAAAACGACCGCCGCGCCGCAACCCCCGCACCGAGACGCUUUAAGCUUUUUUUAUUUGGAGUUCAGAAAAAAACUCAAACAUGUCAGUCGGAUUGUUGGGCCCAAACGGGGAUCUCAUUCCGUCGGUUCGACAGCUCCCCAGGACCCCUCCUCUGAUGGAUGUGACGAGACACUUGGACUUCUGUAACGAUGACGAUCCAAACGAAGGUCGCGAGCAGCCGAAGCCGAGCGCCGAGGCAGAGGAACGUGACGCUGACAAGAGAAGGACGUUUGUCUUCCACACCCCCGAGACAAAGACAGUCUGUCUAGAAGACUCUUCUGAACCCACAUUCUCUGACUCCAUGCUGAAAGGGAUGAAGGGGUACCAGCUGACAGCGGGUGACCUGGACUUCCUCCAAAAGAUGAAGGAGGCGAAACUUAGUCGAGAGCUGCAGGGAGACCUGGAGGAAGGGCAGAGGUCAUUGAAGAAGGAAAAGAUGGCCUUGGAGCUUGCACGUGCCUCCAGGGACAAAGCACAGGCGGAACGCGACAAGUUUCCAUCCUGCGAAGAGUUCACCGAGUGGGCGACGUUGGUCCUCAAUGUGACAUCGCCGUUGAUCGACUUAGCAGGCCUAGAUACCAAGACUCUUCUUGCCAUGGUAACGGAAGCAAAAAUCCAGAGGGCCAUGGACGAGAAGAGGAUCGAACUCGCUCCGAUGGAGAAGAUGGUCGCAGACAAGAGGAAGGAAGAGGCUAAAGAGAGAGGACGGCUCGAAAAACAAAUUGCAACUGAACAGUUGAAGAUACAGGGGAUGAUGAACCAGAUAUCUGACCUGACGUCCGAACUUGCACAACAAGAGGAGGCCUAUAAUGUCUGUCAGAUGCUGCUCAAGACCCGCAAAGACAUCAAAGAGGAGGCAGGAGCAGGGGCGUCCUCUGAGAAACUGCACAUGAAACAUGGAAGACAGGAACGAAAGAAAAAGGAAAAGUUGCAAGACAAAACGAACCACAGUAAAUUAACGAGGAGUAAACGUGCAGAAGGUAAAAUAGACAACCAGGCCAAUGUGAAAGAAACUCAUCCAAAUAAGAGCACAAAUGAAACUCUGCAGACAUCAGCGACCAAGCAGGCGAAGCAAACGGCCGAAGCCGCGACAGACAAGUUGGCAAAGUCCGUCAAAGCAGCCAGAGGCCCGCUGAAGAGAGUCGAGGAGCAGGAGCCUAAGUCGCAGGAGUCCGUGCAAGCCGGGAGAGGGAGGAGGAAGACACCCUGUUCCACACAGGCCGCAGCGCCACAACCGACGAAUCCGACCAAAGCCAAAGCGGGGGAAGACCUGUCCACGUCGCAGCAGUUCACUCCGUCUCGCAGCCGAGGGAAAGCUGCUGCGGCUCAGCGCGACGCUGGAGUGCAGGCACAGGGCUCUGGUCUGAGAAGAUCCAAGAGGAUAGCAAGCAGGAGGUGAAGGUGCAUUGAAGAGCUCCACUGGCAGGCACCAGAAGAUCUCAAAUACUUAUGAAAUGCAAUAAUAUGUUGUAAAUAUUGUAAGUGUUUCAACGGGUUCUGGCAGAUGACCCUAUGACCCUUAUCUCUCGUACCAUCAAGAGGUUGACACCAGUGGGCUGAUAGUUUAUUUCAUUCUUUCUUUUAUGUUGCCCCUUCAGUUAAAAUUUUUAUUUAUCCAGCACUUUGCUUUACGACCAAAUGCCACGCUAGUGUUAGCAAUUUAAUUAAAGGUAGACUUGCACCAACAGCGUGUUUUUGUAUUUUAUCAUUCAAAGUUAUGUUUGGAA